UCUAAUACGUCUUCGAGAAAGGAUCACAACCUGUCGACCUGGGCAAACUCUCCUCUCUACGUGGCGUCGCGUCUUUCUCUUUCUCCUCCUGAGUGAAUUGGCUCUGUUGCAGGCCGUUAAUUGCCUGUCUCUAGAACAUCAUGAGCUCCUUGAGCUUGCGGAGCCUGGCUCCGGCGUCAAAGGUCUCGAGAGCUCUCAGAGAUCAGCGACGGCUUUUCUCUUCCACACGUCCCGCUGCCCGGAUAUAUGGCUCUCAACCGCUUCGAGCAAAGGAGGCCAAUGGACACAUCGCGCAAAAGUAUCCCAUUAUUGACCAUGAGUACGAUGCGGUGGUAGUCGGUGCUGGAGGUGCUGGUUUGCGUGCGGCAUUCGGUUUGGCAGAGGCCGGCUUCAACACUGCCUGUGUCUCCAAAUUGUUUCCCACGCGAAGCCAUACUGUCGCCGCCCAAGGUGGAAUCAAUGCCGCUCUUGGAAAUAUGCACAAGGACGACUGGAGAUGGCAUAUGUACGAUACUGUAAAGGGAUCGGAUUGGUUGGGUGACCAGGACGCCAUUCACUACAUGACAAGAGAAGCCCCGGCCAGUGUUCGUGAGUUGGAAGGCUACGGUUGCCCUUUCUCGCGUACCGAAGACGGACGUAUUUAUCAGCGCGCUUUCGGUGGUCAAUCGCAAGACUACGGCAAGGGUGGCCAGGCCUACCGAUGCUGUGCCGCUGCUGACCGUACAGGACACGCUCUUCUGCACACCUUGUACGGCCAGUCAUUAAGACACAACACCAACUACUUCAUUGAGUAUUUCGCUUUGGAUCUUCUGAUGGAGGAUGGUGAAUGCCGUGGAAUUAUCGCCUAUAACCAGGAAGAUGGUACUCUUCACCGUUUCAAGGCUCACCAUACAGUUCUCGCAACUGGUGGUUAUGGCCGUGCCUACUUCAGCUGCACUUCCGCCCACACCUGCACUGGUGACGGGAUGGCUAUGGUUGCUCGUGCUGGUCUUCCCAACCAGGAUCUUGAAUUCGUUCAGUUCCACCCUACUGGUAUCUACGGUGCUGGCUGUCUUAUUACCGAGGGUUCCCGUGGUGAGGGUGGUUAUCUCCUUAACUCGGAGGGUGAGCGUUUCAUGGAACGUUACGCUCCAACCGCCAAGGAUCUUGCCUCCCGUGAUGUCGUUUCGCGAUCCAUGACACUGGAAAUCCGUGAGGGCCGCGGUGUUGGUCCCGAAAAGGACCACAUCUAUCUGCAAUUGAGCCACUUGCCAGCCGAACUUUUGCAUGAGCGUCUACCUGGUAUUUCCGAGACCGCCUCCAUUUUCGCCGGUGUCGACGUCACCAAGGAGCCUAUUCCUGUGCUUCCAACCGUCCACUACAACAUGGGUGGUAUUCCUACACGCUAUACUGGUGAGGUCGUGACCUUGGAUGAGAAGGGUAACGACAAGGUUGUACCUGGUUUGUACGCUUGUGGUGAAGCCGCUUGCGUCUCAGUCCACGGCGCAAACCGUCUGGGCGCAAACUCCCUCCUGGAUUUGAUUGUUUUCGGUCGUGCUGUCUCUCACCGUGUUCGUGAUAUUUCUUCUCCUGGAAAGGCUCACAAACCUCUCAGCUCUGAUGCUGGUGCUCAAUCGAUUGCCGAUCUCGACGCUAUUCGUACUGCAGAUGGUCCUAAGUCUACCUUCGACAUUAGGAAUGCCAUGCAGAAGACUAUGCAGACGGAUGUUAGCGUUUUCCGUACACAAGAAAGCUUGGACGAAGGUGUCCAAAAGAUCAAGGAGGUCGACGCCAUGUUCUCCCAGGUUGGAACCAAGGAUCGUAGCAUGAUUUGGAACUCUGAUCUUGUUGAGACCUUUGAAUUGAAGAACCUUUUGACUUGCGCUACCCAAACCGCCCACGCUGCUGCUAACCGAAAGGAAUCUCGUGGUGCCCAUGCCCGUGAAGACUAUCCUGACCGUGACGACGAGAACUGGAUGAAGCACACUUUGACCUUCCAAAAGACGCCACAUGGUGCAGUUGAUCUCACAUACCGUUCCGUCCAAGACCACACUCUCGAUGAGAAGGAGUGCAAACCCGUGCCACCAUUCAAACGUGUAUACUAAAAAAUGGCAUCCAGCCUUUUCGCCCUGUCCCGAGUCUACCAAGCGUCCAUAUUUACCGCGAUAUACUUUUGGAAAUGGGGUUAUCAGAUGGGGUGAUUGAAUAUGACUUAGAUUUCAGGGCUCAAUGUUGACCAGUGUAUAUGCAACUUGUGAACCUGGAACAAGCAAUUAUUUUAUUUUAGCUAGGCUUUCUUAUACAAGUUGAAUUUUUCUUUGUUCGAAUCUGGCUGACAUAGUUUUAAUGAAUGUGCCCACUGUAGCUCGUUUGCCAAUGGUGUUUUGGUUUCUUGCCAUCAACAAAUACUCGAACUUGUUCCACCCUUGACACCCGCCUACCUUCAAACACACUUUUUCUGUCUUAGAACACUCUGCACUUCCUCCCUGCAUUGAUUUGAUGUCCCAAAACAAUCGAUUGUCCUAUCUGAACUGACUCUGUAGUCCAACGUGGAAAAUCCUUCGACA
Molecule: messenger RNA, 2546 nt
Organism: Talaromyces proteolyticus
Lineage: Eukaryota; Fungi; Ascomycota; Eurotiomycetes; Eurotiales; Trichocomaceae
Product: putative succinate dehydrogenase subunit Sdh1
Exons: 6
Coding region: 141-2084 (647 amino acids)
Biological process (GO): mitochondrial electron transport, succinate to ubiquinone; tricarboxylic acid cycle
Molecular function (GO): flavin adenine dinucleotide binding; succinate dehydrogenase (quinone) activity; electron transfer activity
Source: RefSeq, a predicted model, not a curated record